Messenger RNA from Lactuca saligna, 708 nucleotides. Lineage: Eukaryota; Viridiplantae; Streptophyta; Magnoliopsida; Asterales; Asteraceae. The record is from the annotation of a GenBank genome assembly.
AUGGCUUCCUCAGAGAAUGUUUCGUUAAUUUGCAUUUGUGAUCAUGUUAAACGUCACCCCAACCAGAGUUUUCACAUUAACCUUGAUGCUUCCAGCUACAAUGCUCUUAUCAAACCUUUGAUCGAGUGUUUGAAGUUCUCUCCAUUGAUGAAAGCACUGACAAUGUCUGUAGAUGUUCCUCUUGUUUAUCUCUCCAAAGCUUUCUCAAAUGUGAUUUACAAUAAGUCUGAAGAAGUCAUCUAUGUUGAAGUUUCAAGCCACAAAACAUCAAUUACAAAAGCCAAUUUCUACAAACUUCUAGGGCUUGUUACAUCUAACAUCAGUUUUGAUCCUAACUCAAUUCCUGCCACAAGCUUAAUCAAGAUGUUCUUCCUAAUGGGCUACACUGAAGUCGAUCGGAAAGGGUUUUGGGUUCUAACAGUGCGAGCAAGCUCUUUUAUACCUAGAUCUACCGCCCUUCUUCAUCACAAGGUUCCUCAGAUGAAAAAUUCUCUUAUUGCUGAAAUUCCGACCCUUCGAACCACAAAAUUUGUCAUGUCAGAUCCCAAGAAUUUUGAAUUUGUUGGAUCAAUUCUGGAAGUAUUGUUGAAGAGAGUUUCAUUAGACAACGUCAUUAUCAGGGCUUAUCAAAAAUUUCCCUCUUUUGGUGUUUGUCCCAUCCCUGCGGAAUUAAAGAAAGUUGUUGAUGAAGGUGACAAAACGAAAUGA